AUGUCUCCGACUGCGAUUCGAGACGUGAGCAGCCGGUCGAGCGACAAUACGCCCUCUGAUGCCCAGUCGACGGGAUCGCCCGUCUCUACCACGUUAUCAACAGAUCAGUUUCUCAGCGAUGCAGAGUCACAAGGAUCAUUCCCACCGAUUGCCAUCGUUGGGAUAGGUCUGCGGCUACCUGGAGGAGUUAACACGACGGAAGCGUUCUGGAGCUCAAUACUCAACAAGCAGUCCUUUCGGAGUGAGGUCCCUCGCAGUCGGUAUAACGUCGACGCAUUCCACAGCACAAGUGGUCGACCCGGAACAGUCAAGAGUCGCCAUGGCUACUUCCUUGAAGACGAUAUCUCGAGCAUGGAUGCAGCAUUCUUCUCCAUGAGCAAGGCCGAGGUCGAGCGACUCGACCCGCAACAACGGCUGCUCUUGGAAGUUGUGUGGGAAUGCAUGGAGAGCGCGGGUCAACGAGACUGGCGUGGCCGCAACAUUGGCUGUUAUGUGGGCGUCUUUGGUGAAGACUGGCUUGAUCUCAACGCCAAAGACCCUCAGCACACCGGCAUGUACCGCAUCACGGGCACAGCCGACUUUGCGCUAGCCAAUCGUGUGUCCUACGAAUUCGACAUGAAAGGCCCCAGUAUGACUAUUGAGACGGGCUGUUCUUCGUCGUUAGUUGGACUGCAUGAGGCGUGUGCCGCCAUACACGCCGGUGCUUGCGAGUCUGCAGUUGUUGCUGGAACGAAUCUUCUCCUGUCGCCUACCAUGACGCUGGCUCUGAGCGAGCAGGGUGUGUUGUCACCAAGCGGCAUGUGCCAGUCCUUCGAUGCGAAAGCAGACGGUUAUGUCCGCGGUGAGGCAGUAAAUGCCGUGUUUGUCAAGAAGCUCGAGGACGCCGUUCGUGACGGCGACCCCAUCCGCGCCAUCAUCAGGGGCACAGCGACGAAUUUUGAUGGCAAGACUGCCGGUAUCUCUAAUCCGAGCUCAGAUAGCCACGAAGCUCUGAUUAGACAGGCGUAUGCGGCAGCCGGGAUAGACGACUUCACAUCUACCGCAUUCGUCGAAUGCCACGGGACAGGCACUCCUACAGGCGACCCGAUAGAGACUACGGCAGUGGGCAGAGUAUUUGGCGAAAAGGGUGUUUACAUCGGCUCGGUCAAACCCAAUGUCGGUCACUCAGAGGGUGCCUCGGGUUUGACCAGCCUGAUCAAGACAGUGCUGGCACUCGAACACUCUACAAUCCCUCCACAAGCCAAUUUCGCAGAUCCUAAUCCCAAAAGCGGAGACGACUUAGACAUCCAGUUCUCUCCAAUUACCAAGGCAAGGCCCGGCAGCUCUACGGUCAAUUUCCUGUUCACUGGACAGGGAGCCCAAUGGGCCGGGAUGGCGUUAGAGCUGCUUCACGAUUUUCCCGAUUUUCUCGCGUCCAUCCGGGCAAUGGACAAAGCCCUGCAGUCCCUCCCGCACCCGCCAAACUGGACAAUGGAGGAAGAGCUCCAGCGCCCGAAGGAGCUGAACAGAAUAAACGAGCCUGAAUUCUCGCAGCCGAUAUGUACUGCACUUCAGGUCGGCCUCGUCAAUCUGUUGUAUACGGUAGGGAUAAGGCCUGCCGCGGUAGUUGGCCAUUCCAGUGGCGAGAUUGCAGCAGCCUACGCCGCCGGUGCCUUGAGCCAGGAUGCAGCCAUUACUGUGGCAUAUUAUCGUGGCCAGGUGACCAAGAAGCAAACAAGAAGAGGGGGUAUGGCUGCUGUGGGACUUGGAAGCGAAGAAGUGGCACAGUUCUUGAAGGCGACAGAGCACACCGCAGGAAUCGUUGGAGUGGCCUGCGUGAACAGCCCGAACAGCGUUACACUAUCUGGAGACGACGAGGCACUCGAUGCUGCAAUCGGUCGCAUCAAAUCCGCCAUGCCAGACUGCUUUGUCAGACGCCUCAAAGUCGACAAAGCGUAUCACUCUCAUCACAUGGAAGAGAUUGGCGACAUCUACGAAAUGCUCAUUGCCCCAUACGUCUCAACCAAGGAACUGAGGAUCCCCCUCUUCUCGAGCGUGACGUCCAAGCGCAUCAUCAGCUCCGAGCAUCUCGGAGCACCAUAUUGGCGAAGCAAUUUAGAACGACCAGUCCUGUUCUCUUCCGCACGCAAGUUUCCGCCUCAUGAACUACUGGGCGUGCGGACGAUGGACGCGGAUGACCUCGAACCAGCGUGGCGGAACAUGCUUCGUCUCGAUGAUGCGGCCUGGAUCCGCGACCAUAAGAUCCACGACGAUGUCGUCUUCCCGGCUGCCGGCUACGUCUCUAUGAUAGGCGAAGCAAUCCGACAAAUCAAUUCAGAUGAUAUCCCAAUUGCGGAUUUUUCUCUCAAGCAGGUCGACAUCAGGACAGCCCUGGUACUACGAGAAGACGAGACAAAGGAAUUGGUGACGCGCAUGAGAAAAGUGCGCUUGACAACCUCACUCGAGUCAAGCGCUUGGUUCGAAUUCUGCAUCUCUUCCUUCAACGGCGAAACAUGGGUGAAGCAUUGUACAGGCCAAGCUCGCGCCAGCUCUGACGCUGUGAUUCAAGGGGAGCCAGAACUGGGAGAAGACCAUCCCCGACCGGUGUCAUCUCCUGCGGCCUGGUAUAGAACCAUGAAAGCAGUCGGCCUAAACUAUGGCCCGCAGUUCCAGGGUCUGACCAACAUUUCUGCCGCAUCAGCCACGAUGACCAAGGACGAAGACCGAAAAGCUGCCGCUACGAUCCGUGAUCGAAGCCAUGACGAGCAGGACAGGAUGGCGGAGACCAAGUAUCAGAUCCACCCGACCACAAUCGAUUACUGUCUGCAAACAUUUAUGGUGGCUGUUGCCUCUGGUUUGUCGCGAGAGCUCAACAACCUUCGCAUGCCGACGUACAUUGAUCAGCUCUAUAUCCGUCGUGGUGCCACAAGUAUGCGCGUCGGCGUCUCCGUUGGCACCAGCCAGGGUGGGCUUGUUCGGGGCACCGCCACGGCCGUUUCAGACGGUCAGGUAGUCCUCUGGAUGCGCGGUGUAGAAUUGAGCUCCCUUGGCGACACCAAUACGCCUACAGAAGGCGGUUCAAGUCCCGACGAUGGUGUUGCGGCUGCCCAGCUGGUCUGGAAGCCGGACCUGGACUUCGCCGACCCCAGUACACUGAUCGAGUCGCACGGGCGCGUCCGGGACGCAUGCGUGAAGGUAGAGCGACUGUCCCUUUUAUGCUCCCUCGAGACCCUCCGCAGAGUACGGGACCUACCGGUCGGGACUUCCCUGAGCCACCUGGAGAAAUUUCGCACCUGGUUAGUGGCUCAGCGACAGCGAGCUGUCGACGGCACAUAUGACCAUGUCCCAGACGCACCGACACUUGCAUCCUUGGGCCCGGAGCACCUUGGCGCCGAAAUGCUAGCGGCGCAGGUGGCCGUAGAUGGGACCUCCGGUUCUGAGGUCGGCAAAGUCAUGGUCCGCUCGGUCGAGUUUGCCGAGGCAAUCUUCAGAGGCGAGAUCGACUCCAUCGAGGUCCUGAUCCAACAGUCCGGCCUAGAGAAUGUCUACAUUUACAUGCAGAGCUUGUGCGAGUAUGAGAGAUACUUCGAGCUUCUAGGGCAUUCGAAUCCGUGUCUGCGUAUCCUUGAGAUUGGUGCAGGAACAGGUGGCACCACCGAGGGUGUCCUCAAGGGCUUGACGCGACCUGACAGCAAUGGACAGCCGCUUCGCCGUUACUCACAAUACGACUACACGGAUGUGUCAGUCGGUUUCUUUGGCAAUGCGCAGCAGAGGUUCAAGGACUAUGAGAACAUCCAAUAUCGUGUCCUGGAUAUCACCCGUGAGCCCGAGGCCCAGGGCUUCGAAGAGGGAUCAUAUGACCUCGUGCUGGCCUCAAAUGUCCUUCAUGCGACGCCUAGCCUCCAAGAAACGCUUUCCAAUGUUCGCCGAUUGCUCAAACCAGGUGGUAAGCUUUUCCUUCAGGAGCUCAGUCCUGUGUAUCGAGCGAUCAAUUACAUCAUGGGUUUCCUGCCGGGCUGGUGGCUUGGAGAUAUGGACGGGCGCCCAACUGAGCCGUACGUAGUACCAUCACGAUGGGACUCUGAACUGCGAAAAACUGGGUUCUCAGGAGUGGACUCGGCCAUCUUCGACGAUGAGGCGCCAUAUCAUCUGAAUGCCAACAUCAUCGCGACGGCAGUUUUGGAGUCGCCAUCACAAGGUACCGCACCAAAUGGACAUGUUAGCAUCCUUUGCACUACUAGAGACAGCUCCAUCGCCACGCAGCUACACAACACCCUCGCGGACCAAGGCCAUGAUGUCACUUUCACAUCGCUCAAUGAUGGACCCCCGGAGAAUGGUUGCAUCAUUUCACUGCUGGAUCUUGAAGAGCCCUUCUUCUACCGCAUGACGUCCGAGAAGCUGAGCAAACUUCAGUCGUAUCUCGGUGGCAUUGCCCCUUCAUCGGCGCUCUUGUGGGUAACCGGACUAGGGCAAGUGGGAUGCAAAGAUCCCGUGUAUGCGUCCACGCUGGGAGCGGCGAGGACCAUCCGCUCAGAGCUCGCCAUCGACUUCGCGACAUUGGAGCUGGAUCUGAGCCGAUUGCCACUUCGACUCUAUGUUGACACGAUUAUUGGCGUGUGUGGGAAGAUCGAGCGAACUUGCCACCUCAAAGGCUCCGGCGAGCUUGACCCGGACUGGGAGUUUGCAUCGGUCGACGGUGAGGUGCUGAUCCCUCGAUACAAUUGGAUUGGCAUCGACCAAGAUGUGCAAUACAUCCCAGGUGGCAGCGAAGCCCCGGCAGACACUUCGGGCGAUGAAGAAGCUCUUCAACUCAGCGUUGGUCGCCCGGGUCAGCUCCAAAGCCUGACGUGGGUUGCUGGUGAGGCAUUACCACCACUGGGCCCGGACCAGAUCGAAAUCGAGCCACGCGCAGUCGGCUUGAACUUCAAGGACGUCCUUGUAGCCAUGGGCAUUGUGCAAGGACUAAAGCCUGGUCUGGGCCUGGAAUGUGCGGGCAUCAUUCGUCGCGUCGGCUCUGAGGUGCAGGACCUGAAGGUUGGAGAUCGCGUGGUAGCUUUCGAUCACGGCUUCUUCGCGAGCCGAACUAUUACAUCGUCAAAGCUCGCGGCCAAAAUCCCAGAUGCCCUCACUUUUGAGGAGGCCGCCACCAUGCCUUGCGUUUACUCUACCGCCAUGCACGCCUUGGUUCAAGUCGGUGGUCUGCAAUCGGGCCAGUCUGUACUGAUACAUUCCGCAUGUGGCGGCGUGGGAAUUGCCGCGAUUAACAUCUGCAGAAUGAAAGGCGCCGAGAUCUUCGCUACGGUUGGCAACCCCGAAAAGGCGUACUUCCUGAUGAAAGAGUUCGGCAUCAGGCAGGAUCAUAUCUUCCAUUCUCGCGACGGUUCCUUCUACACGGAUCUUAUGGAGGUCACCCAGGGUCGCGGUGUCGACCUGGUCCUGAACUCACUCUCUGGCGAGCUUCUCCAUACGUCGUGGAAAUGCGUCGCCGAGUUCGGCAAGAUGCUUGAGAUUGGCAAGCGUGACUUUGUCGGCCGUGGCCAGCUGGCGAUGGACACGUUUGAAGCCAAUAGGAUGUUUGUGGGUGUCGACAUGAGCCAAAUGGCCAUUGGAAGACCAGACAUGUUCAAAAGGGUUCUCGGAGACUGCAUGCGCUGCUUUUCUCAGGGACUGAUUGAUCCUAUCCGCCCCAUCAAGAGCUUCCCAGCGUCCCAAGUCGUGGAUGCUUUCCGUUACAUGCAGAAAGGCCAACACAUUGGCAAGAUCGUCGUCACUAUGCCCGGGGAAGGCCACGCCUCGUCUGCCUCCAAUUUAGAGAUUGUCCGCCGCGCGAAGUCGGCUCACUUCAGGCCAGAUGCAUCCUAUCUCCUGGUGGGCGGCCUGGGAGGUCUUGGCCGGGCUGUCUCUACGUGGAUGAUCGAGAACGGCGCCCGCAGCCUCGUGUACUUGUCGCGCUCUGGUGGCGAAUCCCUGCAGGACAAGGCGUUCGUCAGAGAGCUGUCCGCUCAAGGUUGUACAGCACAAGUCUUCAAGGGAGAUGCGGCCUGUCAACAAGACGUGGAGAAGGCCAUUCGCGACGCCGACCGGCCCAUCGCCGGCGUUCUGCUGAUGUCAAUGGUCCUGCAGGAUCGGGCUUUCCUCAAGCUGACGCUAAAUGAUUGGCAUGCAGCUGUUGCUCCAAAGGUUAACGCUGCUUGGGCGGUACACAACGCCCUUGAGAGCACCCAAACCAAUCUCGACUUCAUGGUCCUCUUCAGCUCCUUGUCUGCCGUGAUGGGACAGAUAGGCCAAGCGAAUUACGCCUCAGGAAACACAUUUCUCGCUGCGUUUGCGCAAUACCGACACGCUCUAAGCUUGCCCGCUUCGGUGCUGGACAUUGGUGUUAUGGAAGACGUGGGCUAUGUCUCCGAAAACCAAGGAAUCCUCGAGCAAUUCCGCAGUCUCGGCUACUACACGCUGAAGGAGCAAGGGCUUUUAGACGCUCUCACUUUCAGCAUCAAGAAUCAAGAACCCCGGACUGUGGACACCUCACAGCUACUCAACUCAGCAGAGAUUGUCAUCGGCUUGCGGAGCUUACAGCCGGUUUCCGACCCGACGACGCGAGUCCUGUGGAAGCGAGACAGGCGAAUGGCGCUUGCGCAUCUCAAACGUGCAAGCUCAUCUGCAGGAGACACAGCGACAGCGGCAUCAGGCAGCCAGGAUCUUGCAGUGUUCGUCAGCAAGGUGGCAGAUCAGCCUCAUCUCAUCGAGCAAGAAGAGACUCAGGAGUUCCUGACAAAGCAGAUCGGCGCGCGUCUUUAUGCCUUCAUGUUCCAACCUGAGGAGGAUCUCGACGUGAAUCUGAGCUUGACUGCUCUGGGUAUUGACUCGCUUGUGGCAAUUGAGAUUCGAAACUGGUGGCGCCAGACGUUUGGACUGGAGCUGUCGGUCCUAGAGAUCAUGAGUGCUUCCAGCAUCAAGGCUCUAGGCAAACUGGCCAUAGAUGGCCUGAGAAAGGAACAUCGCCGUGACACUGGGAGUUGA
Messenger RNA from Purpureocillium lilacinum, 6999 nucleotides. Lineage: Eukaryota; Fungi; Ascomycota; Sordariomycetes; Hypocreales; Ophiocordycipitaceae. The record is from RefSeq and is a predicted model, not a curated record.